AUGAAGUUCGCUACGCCCCUUUCUGCUCUCAUUUGUGUGCUCCCCUUGCUGGCUGGGGUAGUUGUGGCAAAGCCCGUGGCCAGGCCCCAGGACAUCACGCAGGGUGUAACGAUUAAUGGUUCCGCCGGAACAGUAUCUGUCACUGAAGGCGUCACAACCGGAGACUCCAGCUCUGGAUCAAGUGCGGCUGCAGCUUCCUCCACUGCAAACUCAACUGAUUUACAGUCUUCCUUGACACUCGAUCCGUCGUUGGUUGCUACUGGAUUCGAGCAGAAUGGACAGAAUGCCCCCAGUGCGGAGGCUGGCCAGGUUCCGUCACUGACGUCGAGCAACAACUUCAUCAACUUCUGCGCCACAGUCUCGAACCUACCUCUCACCAACGGCCUGCAGAUCAAAAGCGGAUCAUGCAAUCCAGCGCCGAUGGGAGUCAUCGCCGCAACCACGAACAUGCCCGCUAGCAAGUUCAUCUUCCCCGCCAAUGGCGCAACGAUCCCCGCGAACAAGAACUUCACGAUCCAGAUGGCCAUCGAGAACCUCGAGACCGGCAACUUUGUCAACCCAGAUACGAACUUCUUCGCGGCGCCACAGCAGGUCAAUUCGGCGGGCGACAUUGUCGGCCACUCGCAUGUCGUCAUCCAGGCGCUCCAAUCGCUCAAUCAGACGACCGUGCUCAACCCCAGCGUGUUCGCGUUCUUCAAGGGCCUGAACGACCCGGCCGUGAAUGGGGUUCUCUCACAGGUGGUCUCCGGAGGUCUUCCUGCGGGAGCUUACCGUCUCGCGUCCAUCAACACUGCGGCGAACCACCAGCCCGCGCUUGUGGCCGUCGCACAGCACGGUGCACUUGACGACAUUCACCGUUGCCGACAGUGCAUGACCAAUGAGCCUGCGAUGCGAGUCAAGUUUGCGUCUAUAUGA
This is a messenger RNA of Postia placenta MAD-698-R-SB12, 915 nucleotides long. RefSeq lists its product as hypothetical. The transcript is spliced from 4 exons. The record is from RefSeq and is a predicted model, not a curated record. Lineage: Eukaryota; Fungi; Basidiomycota; Agaricomycetes; Polyporales; Adustoporiaceae. The coding region runs from base 1 to 915 and encodes 304 amino acids.